Hibiscus syriacus is the source of this 1783-nucleotide messenger RNA. RefSeq names its product acyl-CoA thioesterase 2-like. Bases 95 to 1417 code for a protein of 440 amino acids. Gene Ontology annotation, biological process: fatty acid catabolic process; acyl-CoA metabolic process. Gene Ontology annotation, molecular function: fatty acyl-CoA hydrolase activity. The record is from RefSeq and is a predicted model, not a curated record. The transcript is spliced from 17 exons. NCBI's taxonomy places the organism in Eukaryota, Viridiplantae, Streptophyta, Magnoliopsida, Malvales, Malvaceae.
GGGUCACCCACAGCCACUUGAUCCCCAUUUUGCACUCCAGUCAUUUCUUCUUCUGUUUCUGUUUUCGGCCAUACGCGGCUACGCCCUUACCUUAAUGAACAACGAAGCAGUGAUCGAGUUUUUAGGCAACGUUCCGUUGCUGCAGAGAUUGCCGAGUUCUUCGUUCAAGAGAAUAGCUGAACUCGUUAGUUUUAAGCACUACGAGAAAGGAGAUUUUGUCGUUCGGGAAGGAGAAGUUGGAGACGGAAUAUAUUUUGUAUGGGAAGGAGAGGCUGAAGUAUCCGGAUCAGUCCAUGCUGAAGAAGGAAACCGACUUGAGUAUAUAUUGAAAAGAUAUGAUUACUUUGGCCAUGUUAAUCCCACAUCGGAGCACGUGGCAGAUAUAGUUGCUUUAACUAAGCUGACCUGCCUGUUUCUACCUCAUGAGCAUUGCACUUUGCUUCAGUCAAAAUCUAUCUGGAGCACAGAUAAGACGAAUGAGACCUGUGCACUUGUGGAAAGUAUAUUGCAUUUGGAGCCAAUAGAAUUAAAUAUAUUCCAAGGGAUAACUUUGCCAGAUGCACCCAAAUUUGGUAAAGUUUUUGGAGGACAAUUGGUUGGACAGGCGCUGGCUGCUGCAUCAAAAACUGUUGAUUCUCUUAAAAUUGUCCAUAGUUUGCACUCUUAUUUUCUUAUGGUUGGGGAUUUUAAUAUACCUAUAAUAUAUCAAGUUAAUCGUCUACGUGAUGGUAGAAAUUUUGCUACCCGUAGAGUAGAUGCAAUACAAAAGGGAAACACCAUAUUCACAAUAUUAGCAUCCUUUCAGAAAGAAGAAGUAGGGUUUGAUCAUCAAGAAGCAAUGAUGCCAUCUGUGCCAGCUCCAGAUGGGCUUCUGUCAUUGGAUGAGAUACGAGAAUCACGUCUCACUGAUCCCCGUCUUCCUAUGAGUUACCGGAAAAAGGUGGCCACAACAAAAUUUGUUCCUUGGCCCAUAGAGAUAAGGUUUUGUGAACCUAACACUAAUACAAACCAGACUAAAUCUGAACCAAGUCUGAGGUAUUGGUUUAGAGCCAAAGGAAAGCUUUCAGAUGAUCAAGCUUUGCAUAGAUGUGUAGUGGCUUUUGCUUCUGAUCUGAUGUUUAGUGGUGUUAGUUUGAACCCACACCGCAGAAGAGGUUUUAAGUCAGCUUCCCUUAGCCUGGACCAUUCGAUGUGGUUCCAUAGGCAAUUUAGGGCUGACGACUGGUUAUUAUUCGUGAAAAAAAUUGUUCAUGGAACCAAUGUCACACAGAUUGCAAGUCCUACGGCCUGUGUCACUCGUGGUUUUGUUUCAGGCCAAAUGUUCAACAGAAAAGGAGAGCUUGUUGUGUCAUUGACUCAAGAAGCACUGCUUAGGAUGGCUAGGCCCCCAACGCCUUCAACUGUCUCGAAGCUUUGAACGACCGUGUAAUAUUAAAAUAUUUAAUAAUGUAUUAACCUUUUUGGUCAAAUUUGAUGACCUUUUGGCCUUAAGGACUCUUCGACAUGGAAAAACACCCCCUCAGGUAAAUGCUCUUUCCGACAGCAAUAAGCCUGUAGGAGGUUCUCAAGUAUGGGAAAACCGCCAACUCCUAAAAUAUUUCGACCACAUCAUAAAUCUGGACAUUGUGUGAUUUUACAUGGUGCCGGGCUAGUGGGGUAGUUGUAGAUGGGACACUUUAUGUUAUACUUGUUAUAGUGAGGUCCAAUCGGGAGACUUCUACCAUACAUGAUUUGAAGAUCUUGUAGUUUUUCCUAUUUUUGCUUGCCUCGUUACACAUUAUUU